Molecule: messenger RNA, 2114 nt
Organism: Exophiala viscosa
Lineage: Eukaryota; Fungi; Ascomycota; Eurotiomycetes; Chaetothyriales; Herpotrichiellaceae
Product: cytochrome P450
Exons: 2
Coding region: 230-1747 (505 amino acids)
Molecular function (GO): monooxygenase activity; iron ion binding; heme binding
Source: RefSeq, a predicted model, not a curated record
GCUGUCUAUCUGGAGAGCAUCACAACAAGCAUUCGUGGCUUCCCCAGAUUCUCCCGGCGUGCCCCAAUCUACCAUACCUGCUCCGGCCAGUGGCCCUGUUCCGAGAUACUGCCAUAGUGAUAUACCCUGAAUGCUUCAGCCCCAGCAUUGAUCCUAGCAGUUCCCAUUGAGAACAACAACACACAAGGGCAAAACACGAGUUCUCCCCAUUCACCCUUCGCACCUCACCAUGACUACCUCAGCGACCAUGAUUCAGCUGCAGAACCUCCCUUGGUUCACAGCCUUGUGGACCCUGCCCUUGCUGUAUCUGGUCGGCAAGAUCGUAUACAAUAUCUACUUUCACCCUCUAGCAAAAUUUCCGGGACCAUUCUUCGCCAAGUUCACCUCCAUAUACCCCCUAACGUCAAUGGUCAAGAUGAAUCGAAUUCGAUGGCAGCACGAAAUGCUCGAGAAGUACGGCAGUCCAGUACGUGUCGGAACAAAUGAGCUUUAUUUCUCAAACAUGAAAUCGUGGCAGGACAUCUACGGGCAGUCGUCCAACCCAUGUCCAAAGGAGAAGGUCUUUUACGACAUGUUUACUGCAACGGGGGCAGUGAGCUUGCUCAACGAAAGAAACAAGGCUGCUCACGCCCGCCUGAGACGCCUGGUAUCCCAUGCUUUCUCCUUGAAAGGACUUCUGCAGGACGAGCCCAUGAUUCACCAGAAAGUGAAGACGCUCCUGGACGUCGUCUUUGCUCCGGCGGCCGCAAAUAAAGGAUCAGUGGACAUUUUCCAAAAGACGUUGGAUCACUAUCUCGAUAUCACCACGUACUUGAGUUUUGGGCAAUCCUUCGACUGCGUGUCCGGCAAAGGUACCCUCAACCACGAUGACUUGGAUGCUUUCAUGCAAACUGUGCCGCUUCAAGCCUUCUUCCCGCAGCUACGACGGGUGCCUCUCAAAAAGAUCCAGGAUGCUUACAAGGCCUUGGACAGGUUGAUCAAGUUUGCGGAAAAUUCCGUCAAGGACUUCUACGACAAGAUCAACAAGAACGGGGACGAUUAUGCCCGAGGUACUUUCCUAAGGAAUCUGGUAGAUGCUGUCGACCCCGAAACGGGCAGCAAGCUGACCGGCCCCGAACUUGUCGAACAUUCUAUCCUUUUCCUCGUCGCAGGAAGUGAUACGACCGCGGUGACAACUCUAUACACGAUCUGGGAAAUCGGCAAGAGACCUGAUGUGAGAAAGAAGCUCCUGGACGAAAUUCGUACAACGUUUCCGGACCCCAAGCACGAACCUACCUACGAGGAGACCACCAAACUGGAGUACUUGAACGCGUGCAUCGAGGAGACACUUCGCAUCUGGGGGCCCCUCAGUGCCGGCUUCCCGCGCGUAUCGCCAGGCAAAGUCAUCGGCGACCAUUUCAUCCCUGCGGGCGUCCAAGUAGCGACUCCAGCGUACGUGACAGGACGUGACCCGAAGGUCUUCCCCAAUCCUAAUGAGUACAUUCCGGAACGGUGGUUGAACGCCACGACUGAUAUGAAGAACAUGUCUCGGCCGUUUAGCUAUGGUCCCCGAAAUUGCAUCGGGAAACAUUUAGCAGACAUUGGGCUUCACUUGACUCUUACCCGGCUGUACCAGCUCUACGACAUUGAGAUCGACCCAAGCAUGACGGACGCGAUGAUGGUGCAGAAAGAUCGGGGCGUUUCCGCUCCGUGGGACGAGAAGUUGAUUGUGCGGCCGACUUUUAUCCAUGGCAAUAUCGGAUCGUGAAAAAUCUGAGGUUCUAAUUUGGGCGUUGACUUGACGCGUUUUUCAUUCUGUUCUGUAUCGUUGGCAGUGGAAUGAGUUUGCAGUGGAAUGGGUUGGCAGGUGAAGGGAUAGUACCAGUACUGCUAGUCGAGCCAAAUGUAAACAUAGAAAGGGACCAUUUUUGUCUCUGGUCUAUAGGUGUCAAGGCUCUCUUCCUCACAGGGACGCGGCGAAUAUUCGGGUUCGGCUGUACUAAAUGGGUAUACCGUCGUUGACCGCAUUGACCGAGUCGAGUCAGUGUCUGGGGUUAGGUUUAGAGCCGAAACCCUGAAACCUGGAGAGUACCUGGACCAUAUCUCGACGAAUUCACCAUUGAAUCAACCUUAAU